AUGAAUCAGCAGCCGCGGGCCGGGCCGCCGGGCCCUGGCGCGGACCCCCGGGCGCCUCACUCGACCCCACCCUUUCCUCCCGCCGUCCGGGGAAGGCGCGGCGGCGGGAGGGCAAACUGCGCGUGCGCAACCCGCGCGCCGUUGUCCCUGGCAACACUGGCUGCGCCAGCCCGGGUAGGCGUCUCACGGGCCGGGCCUGGGCGUUCGGCCGGAGCGCCAGGUCCCCACCCCCAGCCCCCGGCGUCCUGCAGCCCGAGCGCGCCUCGUCUGGCUCCUGCGCCCGCCCUCCAGGGCCCCUGCCCAAGCUCGCAGACGGCGUCGGCGUUCUCCAGCUCGAGUGCCCGGGCUAGGGCAGGUUCUGCGUGCGCCCCCUCGAGUGGUGGCGGCGCUGGCCUGGGCCCUGCCACGCGGAGGCGCUCUUGCGUCAGGACGGCGCCGCCGGGGUCCCGCGAUUCCAAGUCGGGGGUCCCGGAGAAGCGCGGGGCGGGAACGGCCUGGCAGCUCCCAGCAGCGGGGGGCGAUCCCCCCCACCCCGCAGCAGACCCGGAGCUGCCUGGGCCCCUCCUGCGCCACGUGUGCCCAGAGCUCGGCCCGGGGAAGACUUCGCUGCUUGUUGGAGAUGCCCAGCGGCAGGGGUCGAGGACUCAGGAGGAAGGGAAACGGGGGAUCCCGUGUCUGGACUUUCUCCUCCACCCUCUUCCCUUCGCAGCUGUAAAGCCGGGGAGGGGAAGGGUGGCCGCCCUGCCAGCAGUGACCAGCACUGAGCCCCAGGAGCGCCGGGAAAGGCUGAGAGAGAGAGAGCUGGAGAUUAGCGGAGGUGAGGUUCUCCCCUGCGUCUGCUCAGGGCCUCAGCCCUCCUGUCCUGCCCCUGUCCCUCCGUUCCUCCAUGAGCCCAGCCUGGAAGUCGGGGCACGACCUCUCCCGUUGUACUUCAUCUGCCCUGAGCCCGCGACUUCCCUCCUACUCGCUACUUGACACCUCGGUUCACCUGAGUUUCCCUUGCAGGGCCUGGAGCUGCUGGCCAGAGAGCAGAGGUGGGCGGGCUGCCGAUGUGGGCUACAGGCUGGGCACGAAGCGAAUCCUCUGGGAGUAGGCGAGGUCAGCGACGUACAGGAGCAGGUUGACAUAGGUGAAGAUGGCCACCACCAGCUGGCUGUCCC
Molecule: messenger RNA, 1160 nt
Organism: Chlorocebus sabaeus (green monkey)
Lineage: Eukaryota; Metazoa; Chordata; Mammalia; Primates; Cercopithecidae
Source: RefSeq, a predicted model, not a curated record